CAGCUGCAAAGAGUGUCAGAACCCCAGGGCUGCGGCGGAGAGAGAUCGCCUUCGGGAAGUUUUUGCUCCGAGCUCCUGCCGGCGGAACCCACACGGCGGAUAAAUCGGAAAUCUCUGCCUAGGGAUUUAGGACGCUCAGAAGAAAUCCUUAACCUCACACACCCAGGAUGCUGCUGACGACGCUGGUGGUGCUGCUGGCCUUCCGCCUCUUCUACCGUUUCUGGUCAGGUCGAUGCUCCUCCAAGAGGUCGCUGGCGGGGAAGACGGUCGUUGUCACCGGCGGCUCUGCAGGCAUCGGCAAAGAGUCUGCCAAGGACUUCCUGCGGCGAAGGGCGAAGGUCAUUCUGGCUUGCAGGAACCUGGAGAAGGCUAGGAAGGUGGCGGAGGAGCUUGUGGCGGAGACCGGCAACCCGAAGGUGGCGGUGCGGCGUCUCGACACGGCAGAUCUGGCAUCCGUCCGCGCCUUCGCUGAGGAGUUUCUGAGAACCGAGGAUCCUCUGCACGUCCUGGUGAACAACGCAGGAAUCGCGGGAAGCAGGACGCGGCAGGAGACGAAGGACGGACUCGAGCUGACGAUGGCCACCAACCACUUCGGGCAUUUCCUCCUGACAAAUCUCCUUCUCAAGCGCCUUCAGCAGAGCGACUGCGAGCUGGGUGCUCAGACGACCAUCCACCUCGCCGUCUCCGAGGAGCUGGACCGCGUCUCGGGGAAAUACUUCGAGGAUUGCAAGGAGGCCACGCCCACCAGGAUAGCCCGUGAUCGCGCAGUCGCCAAGUCCGUGUGGGAGGUGAGCGAGGCCAUGGUCAACCUGCGCCCUUCUGAAGUCAACUACUGAAGUCAAGAGGAAGAGCCGUAGGACUGUCUGCUCCCUCUCUCUCUCUCUCUCUCUCUCUCUCUCUCUCUCUCUCUCUCUCUCUCUCUCUCUCUCUCUCUCUCUCUCUCUCUCUCUCUCUCUCUCUCUCUCCCUCUCUCUCUCUCAGACGAGAGACGUCUGAACUCCUACUCCAGGUCCCUCCAUGGAGUGUAGUUUUGAAGUCAUACUCGUCGUCCGUUGAAGCAGGAGGGAAGCAAAAAGAAUAUAUAUAUAUAUAUAUAUAUAUAUAUAUAUAUAUAUAUAUAUAUAUAUAUAUAUAUAUAUAUGAAGCGAGAGAGCAAACUGAUGGACGGCGGGGAAGUGUAUACAUGAAAAUGAUGGUGAAAAGAAGUGGAAAAUCGACUACUUCCGAAUACGGGAAAUAAACAAAGGAAAGAGAGAGAGUGGGGGGAGGUAGGGAGAGAGAGAGAGAGAGAGAAAGAGAGAGAAAGAGAGAGAG
This is a messenger RNA of Penaeus chinensis, 1314 nucleotides long. Its product is annotated as retinol dehydrogenase 14-like. Lineage: Eukaryota; Metazoa; Arthropoda; Malacostraca; Decapoda; Penaeidae. The record is from RefSeq and is a predicted model, not a curated record. Bases 168 to 836 code for a protein of 222 amino acids. The transcript is spliced from 9 exons.